AUGGCCUUCGAGUGUGUGGCCGAGCGCAGGGGCCUCGUUGUAACCCAUCAACACUGCCCCGACCGCCCUUACCUGGAGCUCCAGGUUCCAGAUGAUGCUGAUGUAGUAAGCGAGAACCACAUGGUCCGAAUGCUCCUUGUGGAGCCUGCGCUAUCUGCCGAUGAGCCUCUCAUCUGCUCCCUCACAACUACUCGGCUGCCACCAGGACGACCAUUCGAUGCUCUCUCAUACUGCUGGGGAGCCGGUAGCUCCAUGGACGUGCUAAAUGUUAAUGGUCAACAUUUAUCAGUCUCCAGCUCUGUCACGGCUGCGCUGCGACGACUUCGCUAUGAAAAGCAUGAAUUGGCAAUAUGGAUCGAUCAAAUCUGCAUCAAUCAACACGACGUCGAUGAGCGUGAUGAGCAGAUACGCCUUAUGGCUGAGAUUUACUCCAGCGCGGCACAGGUGCACGUGUGGCUCGGGGAAGGCGACGUGGCGACAUGGACUGCAUUACGCAUCAUCCGUGACUCGUUCAACGUGAAUUAUAAAGUCUGCCCGGGAGGCGCCGCGUGCAAGUGUCAUGGCACUACCCAUGCGCUGGAGGUUGAGACCUUCAAUUCCCGUCAGCGCCAUGGCAAGCCGUCUUUCAAGCUCAUGCACGAGGUAUUCUUUGCGCAUGUCAAGAACGAGCACGGUGAACUUGCUUAUGCAGCUGGUAUGGUCAACAACCUGCAACUCACGACUUUGAUGUCCACUCUUUUUAUUAAUCCCUGGUUUCGCCGCGUUUGGGUACUACAAGAGGCUCUCCUGGCGCAAGAAGCCCUCGUACAUUGCGGCGAGGAGCUCGUUCCUUGGAAGGAAGUGCUGCAAGUCAGUGAUUGGCUGUCGACUAUUCACCAACCGCUCUACCAUGUACCGCACAUCACCAUGCCACACAUUUGGGGUCUCCUCCGGCCACCCAGUGGCCAAGUUCAGGAGCUGGAGCUAUUGGAAUUGUUCAUACACGGUCUUGAGAUGAAGGCGACGGACACCAGGGACAAGCUGUUUGCGCUCCUUUCAUUUGCAAGAGGAACAGAAAAGGGUACCCAAGUGCCUUUGGCCAUCCAGAGCUCGUACAAGAAAAGUGUUGAGCAAGUAUUCGCAAAUUUCACCGCGUGGUGGAUCUAUGAACAUCAAUCUUUGUCGAUACUCUCAGUCAUCCACAGCCACAGAGACAGAACCUGGCAACGGCUUCACUGCGGCUCUGUGAAACCACAGUUGAAGUCACCAACGUGGGCCGUCGGGAAUGAGGGACAAGCGAAGUGGGCUCGAAUAACCUUGGCCGGCCGAUUCGAUUUCUGUGCAUCUGCCGACACAGUACCUGACGAAGAACUGUUGCACCAGUCCUUGUCCAAGCCAACCCUCAAAUUACGACUCAGGGGAUUGAAGCUGACAACCAUCAAAGGCAUCCACCACCUCUCACUAGGACAGUGCAGCGAACCGCUCACAAAGUCCGCCAAAGAGCUGCUACAGUGGGAGCUGACAGGCUCAGGACGGAAGUACUCGAUCACGUGA
Molecule: messenger RNA, 1533 nt
Organism: Diaporthe amygdali
Lineage: Eukaryota; Fungi; Ascomycota; Sordariomycetes; Diaporthales; Diaporthaceae
Product: heterokaryon incompatibility protein
Exons: 3
Coding region: 1-1533 (510 amino acids)
Source: RefSeq, a predicted model, not a curated record